UCGGGGCAGGGUUCGGGGAGUAUCCUUCGGGGCAGGAUUCAGGAGGGAUCCUUCGGGCAGGGUUCGGAGGCCGCUCCGCGGGCGGGGAGCGGCGCCGCGCCGGCCUUGGGGCGCCACCCAGCGGCGCAGCGGGGCAGCACCGCCGCAGGCACAGCCCGCUCCGGCUGCCGCGGGCCCCGAGUGGCGAUGGAACAGGGGGUUCUGAUUGCCUUUGGGCACGGCUGGGCUGAGAUAAAACUCUUGCUUGUGUUGAUUCUUUAUUGCUUCCAAGAGCUUCCAAGGAACGCUUGAUUUCGCUGGGUUAGUUAAGCGCUGGGGUGGUACGGAUAAGGUGACGUUGCUCAGAGAACAUCCUGUGGUCCAUAGCAGAGAAAAGGGGAGAUGAAAGAAGGAGAAGAUAGAAUGAAAUGCUCAUGUUGAGCCCAUGUAAGCAAAGGAGUGUGCAUUUUGAAAAAGAGCCAAAAAUGGGCCAUGGUUUUCAGCACUUUUGCAAAACACAGCACUGCAGCUUUUUUCUUUGUAAGUUCUUCUGACUGCAAGGAGCAUUUCAGUUCUUAGUGGCUGUGCUUCAGUCCGGAAAUGACCGUAGUGAUUGAAGUUCCUCAUAGCCCCAGCACAUCAAUUUUGUGUGAGGAAAUGCUUCAUCAUCCCUGCUGAGUGUCUGCACUGGAAACAUGCAACCCUCCUGUGAACAUGAAGACACAAGCUUGCUGCUCCAGCCACUGUUGGAGGGACAGGAUUAUGGAGCUGCUGCAGCAGGUGGGACACAGUGUCCAUCAGGGGCUGUGUCAAGGAACAAUCCAGCAAAGAGGGAUUGCCUGGUAGUGGCCGUGCUGUGCUUUGGGAAUUUAAUAAAUUUCAUUGAUUGGUUCAUUGUGCCAGGGAUCCUGUUGGAUAUACAGAAAUACUUUGGGCUUAGUGAUGGGAAGACAGGUCUGCUGCAGACAGUCUUCACCUUGUGUUACAUGCUGGCUGCCCCCAUCUUUGGCUACCUCGGAGAUCGCUACAACAGGAAGAUCAUCCUUGGAGCUGGGAUUUUUUUCUGGUCUGGUGUGACCUUGGGGAGCUCGUUCAUCACUGAGUCGCAUUACAGGAUAUUUGUUCUUUCACGAGGAUUGGUUGGCAUUGGCUCUGCCAGUUACUCCACUAUAGCACCUACCAUCAUUGCAGACCUGUUUGAGGAAGGAAAAAGGACCACAGUGUUAUCUAUCUUCUACAUCUUCAUUCCAGUGGGAAGUGGCUGUGGUUAUAUGCUGGCAGCUGGUGUGGCAAAAAGCACAGGUGACUGGCACUGGGCAUUCAGGGUAACUCCUUGCAUGGGAGGACUGGCACUGCUUCUCCUGAUUCUACUGGUCCCUCACAGGAUCCAGAGAAAGACAGCAGCACACAGAGCACUGAGCAUCUCUGGCAUGAUAGGAAGAGCAGAUGAGAAGCCAGAUGUACACAGAACUACCAGGACUACUUGGUGUCAAGAUGUGGGAUCACUUGUCAAGAACUGUAGUUUUGUGUGCUCCUCACUGGGUCUGACUGCCAUGGCCUUUGUCACUGGGGCCCUGGGAAUGUGGAUGCCACUGUUUCUGUACAGAGCUCAGGUUGUCCAGGGCCUUGUCCCACCGUGCCUCCAAGACUCGUGCAAUUCAUCUAACAGCCUAAUAUUUGGAGGCAUCACCAUUGGGACAGGAAUCUUGGGUAUUAUUGCUGGGGCAGAAGCUGCACGACGUUUAAGGAAGAUAAACAACAAAGCUGAUCCUCUGAUCUGUGCCACAAGCAUGUUCAUUUCUGCCCUGUGCCUCUACAUAGCUCUGAUGGUGGCCCAGACAAACAUCCUUUCCACUUUUAUUUUUAUUGCAUUUGGAGAACUGUUUUUGUCUGUAAACUGGGCUGUUGUGACAGACAUACUGCUGAGGUUUGAAAGGAUGAUCCCAAUGAGGCAAAGUUGAUAGUGCAUGAACUAUUAGCAAGUUCCCUUAGUUCAGAGUACAGUGCAGAUGAAUUCCAGCUCUUGCAAGUCCAAUUCAGAGGUCUGCUACACUGCCAGAGCAUCAGGCCAGCAGUGAUGCUUAAGGACUGACACCACAAGCCAGGGAAUAGCAGUGCAUGAUUUCAUUUGGAUUCUCUCAUCAGUAAUUUCUUUUGAAAGGAGUGAUGUGAAAAGCACACAUCCUGUAGCACAGUUUGUCUAGACUGUGAUGAGCAGCUUCUUUUUAUCAUUUCAAAGGUUUUUAGAGUUAGUAAUUUUACUUGAGUUUUUACUCUAAAUAAAAAUUUGGCAACCUUUCAUUUAGGCUGUAGCUCCACAGUCACUAAUAGAUGUCUGUGUAAACCCUGGGGCAGAUACUAUGAUUGCUAAUCUACACAGAUCAUUUUAGUCUUAUCAAGUCAUUUAUAGGACUUUUUUUUUAAUAAUCCAUAAUAUGAACAAGUUGAAUAUGGUUUAUCAGUGCAGUAAGCAAAGAAAUGCUCAUAUCUGAUAGACUGCAGGAAGCUGAUUUAAAUACCAAAGUUAUUUAUAUGACUGACAGUUCUUUUGUUGCUACCCGUGGACAUAAGACAAAAUAUUUAAAUUGACACUACCCUUUUCUCUGAGGAAUAGAUCACCCAAGGGACCCAAACUCUGCUUUGGGAUUCCUGUGCUGAGAAACUGUGGAUGUGAUGGUAACCCUAAUAUUUCAAGCAGGAAGCUCCCUGUGAGACAGGGACUGUUCAGACAAGUGAGGUACAGGCACAAUGCUGCUGCGGGUGGCACUGAAAGUGGAAAGUGGGGAAAUUGUGUAAAGCCAUCAGGACGAGUGAGAGAAGGCACAAAGUGAAGGGACAGCGGAACAGAGAUCUUUGACUGCUUCUUCCCAAGCAAAAGUCAUGUGAGUGUUUCCCAUUUUACGUAAGAGUGUUUCAUUCUAAGGGAGCUGAAAUCUAUUUGCAGGUUGCUGCUGCAAACUUCAUGGUCAUAAUAAAUCUUUCAUUUAAGAACCACAGUGAGUGCAUUCAUGUGUAGCACAACAUGCAGUGAUGCACAAUAGCAGUUCACAAGAAGGACAGGAAAAAAGCCUUGCAGCCUGUGGCUCCAGUGGAGCACAGGUCACUGGCCCUUGCCAUCACAGGAACUGGAAAUGGCUGGCACUGUGGGCUGAGUUGCUCAGGUAUACAAAUUAUUUGGUAUCUCUACUGGCUAACUGAGCCCAAGUAGUGGACAGGCUGAGCAGAGAUGAAAGUAUCCCCAUUACAGUGUAAAAGGAUGAGAAAGUAUCUUGCCAAAUGCUGAGCACUCUCUAGUGACCAAAGGGACUGGCUGUGAAGCACUACAGAGCUCUCCUUCCACUGCCUGACCUGGCCUUGGUGUGAGUCUGUUUAUCUUUGUGUUUCAUAGCUGAAGAACCUCUCUUUACAUUCUGAUUGAGAGGAAGGAAUGGAACUGCUUACAUUUCAUGGGUCUUCAGCAAAGUCCUGCUGACACUGACUGUACAUUAUGUUCUCUUUCACGGUGCUGCUCUCUACAUGUCAAUUUUCUGCACUCUGGAAUUUUAAUAAAAUAGUAAAUAAUGCAGUCAGCAUUAGUCAGUUGGCUGCUUGCUUAAAAUCUCAGCCAGCAGCCAGGAGGGUUUCAUUCUUAUUUGACUCUCACAGAAUGGUCAGAAACAAUUAUCCUAUGAGAAAAGAGCUGAAGUCUUGCAGCAGUGAGCAGGUGGAGAAAAACUCUCCACUGGUCCAGACUGAUGGUUUUGCUUACUUUCUAUUUCAGUUUAUUUUGAAAUAAUUGGGGUUUUUUUGCACCAGAAGCAAGUAUAAAUGCCAUUGCCAUUCUUUUUACAUGAGUUGAGGCACCAACUUUUUUAACUUUCUUAAAUUACUUUUCUUUGAACUCCUACAUCUGUAUUUUAAUUCUGUCCUCUGUCACUGUUAAAGAGGAAGGUGACUUCACUGAGUUAGGUAAUGGUGAUACAUGGUGAUACAUGGUGAGGAGAGUGAGGCAGAUGGUUGUUAUCAGCUCUUUCCUUCAAUGCCUUCCUGAAUCCAAACAGAGCUUUUGUUCAGUUCCAUCACUCCAAUCUCAGCUUUCUUGGGGAAUACUGCAUCACAUUGCAGCCUGCAGGAAAUCUGUGGGGAGCACCAUUGCCAUAUCCUGGAUCCAUGUAAAUCUAGAAGAGAAGGAAGUUCUUGUCUCCCAGGUGACCAACAUCCCUAACUUCCAUUUAUUUUAGAAUAUUGUGGGAUUACUUACCAGCAAUAUUGUAUCAAUUGGGAACAAGUGGGGAGGUGAAAAGUUUGGCAUAACAGAGCUCUGUGGUGCUGUGUUCCCUAGGAACAGACAUCAAGUUUAUUACCACAAAUGUGCUUUGGGUUGGAUCUCUUGAAUUCAAAAUGCUACUAAUUGUUUUAUCAGAAAAUGAUGGAACUGAGCUGAAUUUGUAGGUGUCUGCUCAUUCAGUGGCAAUCUUGGGAGUUGUGUUUCAUCCUGUUGAAACCCCAUGAGCUCAGUGUAUUACUGCUGUUAUAUUGACUGAAGGGUGCCAUAGAUAACAGCAGUAAUUUCUCUUUCUGCCUUGUUUCCUCUAUGAACUGGUAGGGUUUCUGAUAAUGUAGCUGCAUUUGCUAAUGCAUGUUCUUAUUUUGCCAUGAAAAUGACUUUUCUUUCUUCCCACAUGGCACUACUAGCCAGACAAUGUAGCUAGGAAUUCAUUUCUCCUGUGACCUGUGGAGCUGAAGACAAGGAAGAUGCUGACUGAAUGAUAAGGACUUCCUCCCUUUGUGGCUGCUGCAUCAAGAGGCACUGCAUGUAGCCACCUUUGUGCCUCCUAUUCAGUGUGAACACAAAGGUAUCUGCUGCACCACUACAGUCCUAAUGUGCAAGGGGAGAAGUGCUGUAGCUGCCUUGCUGGUUUACUGUUCUUGGAGUGUUCCUUAUGAAACGUGUUUGCCAUCUGUGAGGUUAUGGAACUCUGUCUUUUAGGGUUUUGGCAGCUAAUAGUGCAGGAGAUGCUGGAACUGGAGGGGCCUGGGAAGGCUACCAAGGAUCCCCUGUCUUUGGAAGUGCCCUGGGAGACACAGAACAGUUCACCAGCCUGUGUGUUCCAUCUGCUUUUUUAGCUGACAGCUCUGUGGCAGUGUCUGCAGGGGGAUCUCUGAAACCUCCAGAGGCAGCACGAGGGAUCCUCAAACUGUACCUGUUUGGGGCACCUGCUUCUGGUCCAGGCACCUGGGCUGGAUCUCCUCAGAGGAGGAGUGUGCAGGGUGUCACCUCCACUCCUGCCAUGGUGUGGGGUCCUGGGCAGUCACUGUGGCCAGGCAGAACCCCAUGGCUUCUUCAGAGCCCC
This is a messenger RNA of Motacilla alba alba, 5312 nucleotides long. RefSeq names its product sphingolipid transporter 3 (putative) (gene SPNS3). NCBI's taxonomy places the organism in Eukaryota, Metazoa, Chordata, Aves, Passeriformes, Motacillidae. Gene Ontology annotation, molecular function: transmembrane transporter activity. The transcript has 11 exons. The record is from RefSeq and is a predicted model, not a curated record. Gene Ontology annotation, biological process: transmembrane transport. Gene Ontology annotation, cellular component: membrane. Bases 675 to 1940 code for a protein of 421 amino acids.